GGGGACGGCCCCUCGUCGGAAAGCGGAACCCCGGAGCACGGAGAGCUGCAGCCGGGGGAAGGAGCGGGCGGAGGGCCGCACUUCCGGGCGGAAGUGAUGAUCGUCCUAACCCUCCGGCGUGGUAGGGAGGAAGCGGAGUCAGUGCACGUGCGGGCUCUCCUCGUCCGGUGGCGCCAUGGCGGGCGCGGUGCGGACGGUCGCCAAGAGGCUCUCGGUUGAGGGCAACAUCGCCGCGGGCAAGUCGACCUUCGUGCGGUUGCUGCGCAGAGCUUUCCCCGAGUGGCGCCUGAAGCCCGAGCCGGUAGCCAAGUGGCAGGAGGUCCGAGCCACCGCCGCCGCCGCCCCCCAGGCCUCUCCUCCUCCUCCUCCUCGAGACUUCGGGAACCUGCUUCAGAUGAUCUAUCGGGACCCUUCCCGAUGGUCCUACACCUUCCAGACCUACUCGUGUCUGAGUCGGCUGAAGGCACAGCUGGAACCCCUGGCUGCUGAGACCCCAAAGACGCAGGAACCGGUGCUGGUGUUCGAGAGGUCUGUCUACAGCGACAGGUACAUCUUUGCAAAAAAUCUCUUUGAGAUUGGCCACAUGACUGAGAUUGAGUGGAUCAUUUACCAGGAUUGGCACACCUUCCUCCUGCAAACCUUUGGGGACCAACUUGCCCUCCAUGGCUUUCUUUAUCUCCGGGCCCCUCCAGAGGUCUGCUUUGAGAGGCUGCACUGGCGAUCCAGGCCUGAAGAAAAGGACCUCCAGCUACCUUACCUGGAGCAGCUUCAUGUCCAGCAUGAAAACUGGCUUGUGAAGAAGGCUACUGUGAUCCAUUCUGAAGCUUUAAGAGAUGUGCCUGUCUUGAUUCUAGAUGUCACAAAGGAUUUUGAGAAUGAUCCAAAUGAACAAAGCAAGCUUGUAGGCCAGGUGAAAACUUUUAUGAAAACUCUUUUGUUCUGAUUCUUUGCCUUCCAUCUCUUCAACUAUCUCCAAUUAAGGGGAGUUGGAUUCUGCAUUCUACAACUAAGAGCUGCUUGCUUAAUACUAAGGAAGCAACGGGAGUGGUCUGUCUUCAAGCAGAUACAAACUCCAGGCAGGUCAGAAAGCCUGGCAAAGGUCUGGCUUCCACCCAGUAUUAGCAAGAAGGCGGUGGGGGAUAGUCCCAACCCAGCAGAGGGCCUCAGGUGCAUUCCGUAGACUCCCUGGGGCUCUCCAAGAAAGGUGGGCAACGUUUUUGGUGGAGCUGAACUUGGCACAGCUACCGAUCCUGCUGAGUCCUGCCCACACUAGUCAAGCCACAAUCAUGGACCGGCUUUGCCUGGUCAGCUUCUUCCCUCCCUCUGGCUGCUGAAUUUCUGCAGAUUUGGCACCCAUCUGGCAUGGAGUUGCUUCGUGACCAUCUUGUGCCCUUUAAUUUCAUUCCUACCCCAUGAGUCCUGCUCCUCUGGAUGGUGUGAUGAGGUACCUCAAGAGUGUGGUGCCUCAAGAGCCCUGCGUCUUUUCCCCUGUGCCAGGAAGGGUCAGAGACCCAAGUUUCAAGACCAGCCGAGGAUCACAGUUCACAAGUUGAAAAAGAUGCAGCCUAAACUGGGAGCCUUUUGCACCCAGUUCAGCAUAUGAUGGUUUUCUGUUGGAGCUGAUGGACAACUGAAUCAUAGUUACGCCAUCUUGAAUUGCCUCAUGGGGAUGGGGGUCCUUUCAAGAUAUAACCCAGCAUAUUCCUAGCCUACUGGACAGCUACUUUUGUCACCCCUGUAACAGAUUAAACAUCGGUAACACUACUGGAAACCCGACAAUUCCAGAAUGGAAUGGGGCCGUUACACCUCCAUUCCCUAGCUCAUGGGGCCCACUGGAUACAUAAUCUGCUUUGCUAUUACUGAAGUCCUAAAGAAAAGCAUUAUAGGGCAGCUAUCUUUUUGGGGUUUUUUUAAUAAUAUUUUAUUAAUUUUCCAACUUUACAUUUGAGUAUUUGGAAAGCAACAUGGUGAUUGGGUAGUCAAUAGUUCAAUAACAAAAUCUUUAGUGCAAAUCUCAGGUUACAACAUCAGAUAUUUCUUCUCUUUUUCCCUUAACAUUUACUGUCCCAUAUUCAAGUUAGUACAGUUCUAAUUAUAUCAACUCAGUAAAAACAUCAUUAUUACAUUUAUCAUUAAACUUUUGGCUUAUACAUAUCUUGAUUACAUUCAGUCUUCAUAAACAAUUCAUAUCCCGUUAAUUUUUACUAAUUUUUAGUUUCUCAUCAAUAUUCCAAUUUAACCUUUGAUAUUUAUAAUUUUCAGACUUUGGGUAUCCAAGAUUUCCCUUAUCUCACUUCAUAACAAAGUAUAAUAUCCAGAAUACACAUUUUAUC
This is a messenger RNA of Crotalus tigris (Tiger rattlesnake), 2333 nucleotides long. It is a transcript of the gene DGUOK, whose product is annotated as deoxyguanosine kinase. Lineage: Eukaryota; Metazoa; Chordata; Lepidosauria; Squamata; Viperidae. Bases 176 to 943 code for a protein of 255 amino acids. The record is from RefSeq and is a predicted model, not a curated record. Gene Ontology annotation, molecular function: ATP binding; deoxyguanosine kinase activity. The transcript is spliced from 7 exons. Gene Ontology annotation, cellular component: mitochondrion; cytoplasm. Gene Ontology annotation, biological process: nucleobase-containing compound metabolic process.